Molecule: messenger RNA, 2103 nt
Organism: Bombus pascuorum
Lineage: Eukaryota; Metazoa; Arthropoda; Insecta; Hymenoptera; Apidae
Gene: Idh3g
Product: isocitrate dehydrogenase [NAD] subunit gamma, mitochondrial
Exons: 3
Coding region: 170-1324 (384 amino acids)
Biological process (GO): isocitrate metabolic process; tricarboxylic acid cycle
Cellular component (GO): mitochondrion
Source: RefSeq, a predicted model, not a curated record
UUGUGCAUGGUAUUAAAGAUUAUUUUUGUAGAUGGCACUAUUAUGUAAAAUUUUAAUAUCGAUCUUCCACUCUUUAUAAAAGUUAUGGAUUAAACGGCGUUGUAAGUUUGGAGUUUGGAGUUGGCAUUGUUGGCAUUGUUGGCAAGGACUUUCAAGAUUAAUACUCAACAUGGCUGCCCGAUCAGUUAUUAAAUAUUUACGUCCAAAAACUGUUAUAUCUCAAAUUCAUAGAUGUGCUUCACUCUCUGCAUUUGAAAUACAACAUAAAACCCCAACUAUUAAAAAGGUAAUGCCCAUACCAAAAGCUCACUAUGGAGGACGACACACAGUUACUGUUUUGCCUGGUGCUGGAAUUGGUCCAGAAUUGAUGACCUAUGUAAAAGAGGUUUUCAGUUAUGCAGGUGUACCAGUAGAUUUUGAAGACGUAGAUAUUGAUCCAAAUGCAGAUGACAAUGUUGAUUUACAUUAUGCUAUUACAUCAAUCCGUAGAAAUGGUGUAGCAUUAAAAGGAAACAUUGAAACUCGUAGUACAGAAGCUGGUGUACUUUCUCGAAAUGUUGCUCUUCGAAAUGAGUUAGAUCUUUAUGUAAAUGUCUUACAUUGUGUAUCAUAUCCUGGAGUAAAUUCACGGCAUAAAAAUAUUGAUAUUGUUAUUGUGAGACAAAAUACAGAGGGGGAAUAUGCUAUGUUAGAGCAUGAAAGUGUACAGGGUGUUGUGGAAAGUAUGAAGGUGAUUACAACUAGUAAUUCUGAACGUGUUGCAAGAUAUGCAUUUGAAUAUGCUAAGCGAAAUGGAAGAAAAAAAGUUACCACAGUUCAUAAAGCAAAUAUAAUGAAGCUUUCUGAUGGGUUGUUUUUAGAAACAUCAAAAAGAGUUGCAAAAGAUUAUCCAGAUAUUAUUCAUAAUGAUAUGAUUAUUGAUAAUACUUGUAUGCAAUUGGUCUCUAAUCCACAUCAGUUUGAUAUAGUGUUAACAACCAAUUUAUAUGGGGCAAUUGUAUCGAAUGUAGUAUGUGGUUUAUUAGGUGGUGCUGGAUUAUUAUCAGGUAAAAAUUAUGGUGACCAUUACACAGUGUUUGAACCAGGUACUCGUAAUACUGGUACAGGCAUUGCUGGGAAAAAUAUUGCUAAUCCUAUUGCAAUGUUAAAUGCUGCUGUUGAUAUGUUACGUCAUCUUGGACAUAAGCAUCACGCUACGUUAAUUCAAAAUGCUAUCAAUAGAACUAUUAACCAAGGUAUACAUACUCGUGAUCUUGGUGGACAAGCUAGCAGUAGAGAAGUUGUUGAUGCUAUAAUGAAAUAUAUUAAAACAGCAUCUGAUUAAGACUGAUACAGUGUAUCUUGCUAAACCUAAUAUGAGAGGGAGAAUUAAAAAGUAAGUAGUAUUUGUAUUAAAAUGAAGUAUUCAGUAUUUGAAGUUAGUUUUUAUUUGAUUAAUAUUUAUUUGAAAAUAGAAUCUAAGUACUACUUUUUACAUAAUUCCAAUGUUUAUUGAGACAUUUAUCAUAUCACGAUACCAGUUCUUCUAUUGCAUAGUUAAAGAAUUGUCGUCCAACUUGCGAUAACCAUUUUCACGUCGCACUUCGACCUUUUUCAUCAGAGCCGUAUCACUUUGGAACGCUUUUUUUUAUUGGCCUGAAGACAUCAAAGUCAUAAGGCGAAAGGUCUGGGUCUAGACUGUACGGAAGUUGCUAUACGUUCCACUUGAAUUUUUCUAGUAUAUUCUUCGUGGAUCGUGCCGAGUGUGAAUGUCCGAUCCGACGAACGCGAUAUGUUUCACGAUUGAUAACAAAUGAAAGGCAAUCGUUAUGUCGAAAAUAUCAAUAUAAUCUUAGAACACAAGUAUUGAGAAAUGUUGUCACUUUGCUGCCAAGUUUCCUCAAGAUAUUUUUAAUACACAAAAAGUUAUAGAUGAAUGCAACUUACUUUUUGACUCACCCUCGUAAUAAUGUAGAACCAUAUAUAUUUAAUUUUGCUUUUUAGAAAGAAUAUUCAUUGUAUUUGGUAUAAUGUUAAAAUAUUAUUGCAAUUGACAGCAGUAACUGUAUUCUCUACUUAAAACGAAUUCUAUACAAUUAUGUAAAUCGCACAAAAUUAUAACAA